UAAAUUUGUUAGUCUCUAAGGUGCCACAAGUACUCCUUUUCUUUUUGCGAAUACAGACUAACACGGCUGCUACUCUGAAACCUGUGACUAUACUAUAACUGUAACUGACAGGCUUAUUCUGCUGUCUUCACUUCAGUGGCAGGACUCCCUCUGUCGCCGCUCGUUUCAGUUGCUACUGGUGCUGUGCUCCCAAUUGUCCAACCCUCCUCCGAUAGGUACCCUCCACAAACUCCUCAGCUGUCUGCUUUCUCUCACCAGUUGUCUUCUCCAUAGGUCUCUGCAUCUCCCUCCUUGACUGUCAGCUGCCUGCUGACACCCUGCCCUUUCUAUUGCCCUGUCAGAACUUUCUAAUCACUUCUGCUACUGUCCGAUGAAGUGAGCUGUAGCUCACGAAAGCUUAUGCUCAAAUAAAUUUGUUAAUCUCUAAGGUGCCACGAGUCCUCCUUUGCUUUUUGCGGAUACAGACUAACACGGCUGCUGAAACCUGUCCUGCAACCGUUAUUUACCUCACAGUGUGGUGAUCUGUCAGUCGUUGUUUACCACUUUCUUUUUCCCACCAACUUUACUUCUGGUAUGUGACCUUUAGCCUAUGUUUAAUGGUGGGGUUACCAGAGCUUAUCAGUGGAGUGACUCUUGCUUCUAUCAAAUGGAAACUAGGGACACAAAAAUGGAGUCUAGGGAAUUUCUCAGGUAUCACCAGGGACUAUACAUAGGGAAGGAAGAGCUGAGACGUGCUGAGCCCCGAUCCCCGGAGAGUACAGGGUAGGUAUGGUGCAGCUCCACAGACCUCCGCACGCCCCAUAGAAAGCCCUGGCACCCAGGCUGCAGCCCCCUCCCCGCUGCCACCCUGCCCAAAGCCAGGUUUGCAAGGCUGCAGCCAGGGAAGGCACAUUUCAGUGCCUCCUUCCCCAGUUGUUGUCUUGCAAACCUGCCUUCCACUUAUUGCCAGACAAUAGCAACUUUUUGCUGGAAGCCAAGGGGCUGCCAAUAAGCAAAAUCUACUGUAUUAUACGUGACUAUGACAGCAAGCCCUAGAGACUGCUGUGCUAAGGGGACACGUCUCCCUGUGACAUGUUUAGCACACACCUUUGUCUUUCCACUGGCAUGCUCUCCUUUGACAGCUUCUCAGUGUUAGGGUCUGAAAGCCAAAAUCAGCACGCACCCUGGGCAGAGCAAAAAAACAUCCAGUGGAUGAUGCACUCCUGGCAGAAAAUUGUUUCCCUGGGACGUGGCCAUCUGGUGCCAAGAGGCUGGAAUUUGCAUCCUCAAUGUACUGCUAAUAAAACACCAGCUACAACUCUGACGUUAGACUCACAGACUUUAAGGCCAGAAAGGACCAUGGUGAUCAUCUAGUCUGGCCUCCUGCCCAUCGCAGGCCACAGAGCCUCGCCUACCCUCUCCUGUAACAGACCCUGUAAUGUUGAGCUUCCUGUUUACAAUAAAUUCCUGCCGGCUUUUUCCUCCAGUUUUCAGUUUAAUGAAUCUUUUUUUCAAUCUGAUACUGACUCUGUCUGCACUCAUCCUGCCUGAGUCUGGCUCCAUAUGUUACGUUCUGCUUUAUCUAGCCUGAUUCAUUGGGGUUGGGUUUUUUUAAACACUUUGGGGGGAAAUCUUGAGAUUUUUUUUUCAUUAAUCUCUCUGUAAAGUGUCCUAGUAUGCAGGCACUUAAUUACUCACGUAAAGUCCUACUGAAAGCAGAGCUAGGCUAUGAACCCUUCUCUUCUGGACCAUGAGCUGAUUUCUCAGGCCCAGCUGCUUGGAGAUAUUCAGGCAGGGUUAGGUUUAGGGUUAAGAAGAAAUUUCCCCUGUGGGCAGAUUAUCCCAUAACUGUCCAGUGGGAGGAGUUCUUGUACUUUCCUCUGACACGAUGAUUACUGGGAUCCUAGAAUCACAGGGUUAGGAGGGACGGCAAGAGAUUGCGGACACUAGCCUGGGAUGGAUUCCUACGUUUCCGUCCAAUUUUCAGCCAGGGAAAUGACCCUGAACUUCGUGUACAGCUUCCUUUGAGUUAAGGACUUGACUAAUUUUUACUAGUACUGUUUUUUUUUCACCUCUUGGUACCAUGAACUUAAACUGCACAGCCGGCAGAAGGCGCGAAUUCCUAGAUGGUACAUUUUAGAAAAUGAUUUUACAGUAACUUGAACAAACUCCCAAGAUUACAAACAAAUCCCGUGUUUCACACGGGACUGGGCCUUUUCGGUUCCUUAGCCAUUUCAAAAGUCAGACGAGGCAGCAUUUUGGAUUGGGCGUGAAAUGAAAUAUUUCAAAACUACAAGCAAAUCGAAAUAUUGGCAAACAAAUUUCAUGGGGGUGGGGGUGUGACUGAAACAUUUCAUUUCAACCAAAUUGAAACAUUUUGUUUGGGUUUUAAAACUUUUGGGGACAUUGUUAAGGAAAUUACAGGAAACUUGGAUGCAAAAGGAUAUUUCAAAACAACAACAGAAAGAAACAUUUUGUUCCGUUGCGUGACUGCAGCAUGAAACAAAGCUUGGAGAGUGAGCUGCCUGGGAUAAAUAGACUCCUACCCCGGUGGAAACCUGGCUGCGGGCGAGAAGGAGGCGAUGCUGCCAGCGUGGGCUUGCUUUGCUUUUCCAAUCUAUCCUAAGGGACCCUCCAUGCUGUAUUCUGGUCCCGGCUUGUUCUGCAAAGGCUGCGCUGUGUCCCUGCAAAACGUCGGCUGCUUGUAUGCCUCCCAAGAGAGGUAAGUUUCCAGCAGGAGGUUCAUGCAUUUUUCGGAGCCACCGUGAGAAACAGGAACGCUAAAGCCAGAGACCCAGUCUCGGAGGAGUCGGCGCGGCCCUUUGCAAAAAGUGGAGGCCUAAGGACCUAGCACUGAAGGAAUAAAUUGCCAGAGAGACUGUGUAAAGCCAGGCCAUGCCGCCCGGCGGAGAGGAACUGAGCCUUUCCACUGACCCCAGCAGCUCAACUGGAUCCCAAGUGGAGCUGCACAGAGCUUCUUCCUGCUCGCCUGCUGCCUGGCUUGGGGUGUGCGUGUCAAUCACACACCAGCUGUAGCUGGCUCGUUGGGAGCUCAAGAGCUGGGGCCGGGCCCCUGCACAUUUCACCGAGGGCCUCAUCCUUUGCCGAUAACCAGCCAUGCCCGGCCGGGCGCUCUGUCUCGUGUGCAGUUUGGUGAUGCCCGCCACCUUCCUGUGCGCAGACCUGCUUCCCAGGGUCACCUUCCCAAGAGGAGACCCCCGGAGGACCCUAACCAGCUUCAGCCAGGAUGGAACCUUCCACUAUGAUACUUUCCUCUUGAGCGAAGAUGAAGGCACUCUGUAUGUGGGAGCUCGAGAUACCAUCCUCUCACUCCGGGUAGACAGUGCUGGGUCCAUGGAGCUGAUGGGUUCAAUAGUGUGGCAACCCGUGCCUGAAAAAAAGCAAGAGUGUGUCUUUAAGAAGAAAAGCAAUCUGACAGAGUGCUUCAACUUCAUCCGUGUCCUAGUGCCAGUGAAUCAGACUCACCUGUACACCUGUGGGACCUAUGCCUUCAGCCCCACCUGCUCUUACAUUAAUCUGGAGAAUUUCAGCUUGGUUUCUGUCAGCCAAGGGCAGCCCCUCCUCCAGGAUGGGAAGGGACAGUGCCCCUUCGAUCCCAGCCACAAGUGUACGGCCAUCCUGGUGGGAGGUGAGCUCUACACGGGGACCAUGAACAACUUCCAAGGCAACGAGCCCAUAAUCUCCCGCACCCUGGGCAGCAGGACCUUGCUGAAGACCGAUGCCUUCCUCAGGUGGCUGAAUGUCGACGCGGGCUUCGUGGCCUCCGCCAACAUCCCUGGAGACGAGAAGGUCUAUUUCUUCUUCGAGGAGACGGCCGAGGAGUUUGAUUUCUUUGAGAAGCUCAUGGUCUCCCGAGUAGCUCGUGUGUGCAAGAAUGACGUUGGAGGAGAGAAGGUGCUGCAGAAGAAAUGGACCACGUUCCUGAAAGCCCAGUUGACGUGCUUCCAGCCAGGACACUUCCCUUUCAACGUGAUCCAGCACUCCUUUGUCCUACCCCAGCCAGGAGGGGGCGCCGUCUUCUAUGGAGUCUUCACUUCACAAUGGCAGAUGGGAGACGCAGGCAGCACGGCGGUGUGCGCUUUCAACCUGGAGGACAUCGAAAGAGUCUUCAACGGCAAAUACAAGGAGCUGAACAAGGAGAGCUCCCGGUGGAUGACAUACAGCGAUGAGGUCCCUGAGCCACGCCCUGGCAGCUGCUCAGUGCGCCCAUCGGCAGACAAAGUCCUGACCUUCAUGAAAAACCACUUCCUGAUGGAUGGGAAGGUUGUGCCCAGGAACAAGCAGCCGGUGCUGGUGAAGCAGAACGUGAAAUAUACGCGGAUCGCAGUCGAUCAGACCCACAGUGUCUCGGGCACCUCCUAUGAGGUGAUGUUCCUGGGAACAGAUCAAGGAUUCCUGCACAAAGCAGUGGCUCUGGCCAGUGGUGCUCAUAUCAUUGAGGAAAUCCAGCUGUUUAAGGACCCAGAGCCUGUUCAGAACCUUCUGUUCUCAUCUGGGAAGGGGAUCCUGUAUGUGGGGUACUCCAAGGGGGUCCUGCAGGUGCCGCUGGCCAACUGCAGCGUGUACAGGAGCUGCGCUGACUGUGUCCUCGCCCGAGACCCCUACUGUGCCUGGGAUGGGCGCAGCCAGUCGUGCCAGGGGGCCCGAGCCACAAACAAAAACACGAGCAACUGGCUGCAGGACAUCGAGACGGGUAAGCCGGGAGCUAUGUGCCAGCAGAUCAGUGGGAAAGGCAGGGCCACGCCCAGGUCUCAGGACAACUCGGGCAGCAGCCUGGUAAAAACUUUGAGCCCAGUCCUGAACUCCGUGAUCCGGCUGCCAUGCCCACAGCUCUCCGCUCUGGCCAAUUACAACUGGAGCUACCCAAGGCCGAAGACCCCGGCGGGGCUGACGGUGUUGGACGAUAAGACGCUGGUGAUCAUCAUGCAGCGCCAGGCGGCGGGCGAGUACACGUGCUGGGCCAGCGAGAACGGGCACCAACAACCGGUGGCCCGCUAUGUGGUGCAGGACCCCACGGGGGGUGACGACUACCCCAACAUCCUGAGUGAGAGCGGAGGGGACAGCAUGGUCGGGGAAGGGCUGGAGCAGGGGGCAGGCCCACAGGGCGGACACCGCUCCUACUGGGCGCAGUUUGUGACAGUGACGGUGCUGCUGUUGGUGACGCUGGCCGUAGCAAUGGCCGUGGCUGCCUUCUCCUACCACAGCAAGCUCAAGGCCAAGAGCAAGGUGCAGGGUUGCAGCACCCCCGAAGCCACCAAGGUGUCCAAUCAGGAGAAGGUGCCACUGAACGGAGGCCAGAGCCCACAGCUACAAGGGCCCUUCCAGGAGGGGGCCAAGGACCCCAGGGACUGCUGUGUUCAGAUGCAGGGGUUGUACCAGAGCAUAGACGCAGACAACAACAGGUUAAACGCCAGCCUGGGGGCCAGGCAGGGCUUCCAAGGGGUGGCUCUGGAGAAAGCUUAAGCUGGCCGUGCCUGCCCCGACCUGCCUUUCGUCUCGAAAUCAGCCGUGUGUCGUGGUAACGAGCAGCCCUGCGAUUACAAACCAGUGUGCGUGUGGCUCACCGCUUGGGAGCAACCCUACAAUAACAAACCGGUCUGCGUCCAGCCCCCAAAUUCAUAACAAACAUUGUAUCAGCUGGUUAGACCUUCCACACGGCGCGCGCGCCCAGAAACUGCACCUGCUCCUCGUCCAUGUGCCAGCUGCUGCCGCCCACCCAUGUGUGGGUCGCUCCACCACUGAAGAGUGAUGGGCCCAGCCUGCCUCACUGCGCUUCUGGGCAUCACCAGCAGCCAAGUCGUGGGAGGGGCGUUAAAAAAAACAAAACAAAAACAAACCCCUUCCACUUUUGGGUUUCCGCACCAACCAAGAGACAAACACGGAGCCCAUCUGGGGCUCUAGAUGACCGGGUUCAAUGGAGCUGGCGGGCAGAGCAGCGCUGAGGAGAGUGUGAGCCCUUCCUGGCUAGGGCCCCCUGCGUGUUCAAGCAGGGAGCAACCCCGCGUUGGGAUCUGAAUGUGCCCAGUGUUGCUGUGUCUACGUAGCUGCUGCUUCCCAGGCUGGUGCCCCCCACAAUUGGUGACAUCCCUGCACUGGCCUGGACUAGCUGGGAGCUGCCACGUCCCCUCCGCGAGUGCUGUGAACAAAGGCCAAUAAGCGAUGCGACCGCUGCACGUUACCUAGUGUGCCCCUGGCCAGCUCAGUCCUCCCCUGUGUGGGAUGCAGAUGGUGCCAGUGGAUGGCUGGGUGUAGCUCUGCCGGGGCCCAAUCCGGUUCCUUACAACUCUGAAUAUGGGGUCUAAUGUUCUGCCUUUGAGCGCAGGGUCAGCAGUUCAAAUCCAGCCCCAGCUGGCAAUGAUCAGACAGCUGAUCCUCGUCGGCCUGCGUGCAAUGAGCAGCUGGGCUCCCAGUCUAGUUCCUGCUUGGCCAGAGGUCUGGAUCACAACAGCCAAUGCUAACUGGACCCCGCAAUGGGGAGACCGGAGAUGGCCCACAUCACGGAGACUGCGCUCUGCUCUGGAGGGUGUCCUUCCAUCAGAGGGCAUUGAACUGUCACUCCCUGCUGUGUGUGGGUAGACAGCUUUAGGGCCUGAUUCUCAUUUACACUAAGGCCUCUUUACACCACUCUGGUCUGGUAAAGGAGGCAUAAAUUAUAGCCACAUCCCCUCUGCACUGCCGGAGGGGUAUAAGGGGCCUUUUAGUGUAAGUGAGAACCAAGCUGAGUUCCUGGGGUUUUGGAGCCAACAGCCGGAAAAAUCUGCUUUGGGGGAGGGGAGGGGACUUGCAAGGGGCUUUGGGGAUGGGGAGGAGGCAGAGGUUGUGACUGAAUAUGAAGUUCUUGUUUUUUUAAUUUAAUGUUUUUAGAUUUAAGUUAAACUUUUCCCAGUAGCAGCGACAAGCGAUCGAACCCUUUGUUUCACCACCUCUGCCAGUUGCGGAAGAAACGCGGCUACCGAAACCAGCUCUGAGCCCAGCAGCUGGCCGAUAGCCACACUGACAAUGCCCAGUGACUGGAUUCGGAGCCAGGAGUGCAAACCUGGUGCGGUUUUUGCACAAACCACUUGGUUGCACCGGGGGCUAAACACAGCCAGGCAAGUGGAUUUCCCUGGGAUUUCUCCCUGUCCAAUGGGAUCAGUUUGCUUGUUUCUAAAACCCUUCUUCAACCGCAUCAGUAUUAUUUUGUGACGGAUAAAUUAAUCCCAUGUAUUGCUGGUCUGUUGCAGCUCUGACACUGCUAUUAUGCUUCAGUGAAAUCAAUGCAACACGGGAUGGGUUCACUUGUUACAUUUUCCAGCAGCAGGGGCAGGUUCUACCAGGGUGUCCUUCGAAAAUCCAGGCUUCUUUCUCAGUUACACUCACACCUAUUAAUCCUGCUCUGUGCAAAACUGGCUUCUAAGGCAUUGUGAGCCUGAUUCUCAUUUACAUCCAGGUCCUUUUACCCUGCUCUGGCAAGGUAGAUGAGAACCAGGCCCUGGAGAUUUCAAACGCUGGGGCAGUUGCAUGGUUGCAAAUUAUGGCUUCAAGUGGCAACGCCUGUUAGACCGGGGUUCCAACAGUGCAACUACGCUGAUGCUUGUAACCGGAGCAGAUCCCCAGCUUAUUGUACAAUAGCCGCCUGAUCUGAUGUAAGAGCAUUGCCUGAGCUCUGUGACAGACUCAACACCCUUACACAAAACCAUCCAAGCAAAACUCUUCCCUGGAACCUUGCCCUCUUUCAUUCUGUUCAUUGGAUAAAAAUGGGUGUAUCUACAUGGAGGUUGCAAUGUGACUGUGAAAUCCUGCUGGAGAGAAGGCCAGGGAGUUUUUACCUUGAUGUGGCUAGUCAAGGUGAACUCCAGGAGGGGCAGGGUUCACUUGGACAAGCCACACUGAGGUAACAGCUACCUGGGCCUCGUCGGCAUGUGGAUUUUACGCUGAGGUACGCAGGCCUUUCUGCAGUGAAGACCUAGCCUGUGUGUGCAACUCCUGCUCUCAUUCUUGUGCCAUCUACUGCUCUGUAACAGUGACUAGAUUCUUCGACCAAGUGCCUGAGCUUUUACAGUCAGGACAAAGCCCAUUCUGUCUGUCUGUGUCGCUGAUCACCGGGGUCUGUGCCAUGUUGUUCGGACUGCAGUGGCAAGCACAGCUUUCGGGCCUGAUCCUCCGCUGGUGUCAAUCAGCAUAGCACUUUGGGCUCAAUGCUGAUCUAUACCCGCUGGGGAUCAGGCACUAUUAACUUCAGUGAAGCUGGACCAGUUUACACCUGCUUGGGAUCUGGCCCCAUUAACUUCAGUGCAGAAGGGUCACAUUACACCAGCUGGGGAUCUGACCCUUCAUUGCUUGUUUUAUGAUGUUUAACCUUUUUUUUUUUUUUAAAAAGAUGUACAUCUUCCUGCUCUUGAUACAUAUUAUUUUUUAUUAAAAAGAGAAUGUCACACUC
Dermochelys coriacea (leatherback sea turtle) is the source of this 8419-nucleotide messenger RNA. RefSeq names its product semaphorin 4A (gene SEMA4A). The transcript is spliced from 16 exons. Gene Ontology annotation, biological process: negative chemotaxis; neural crest cell migration; semaphorin-plexin signaling pathway. NCBI's taxonomy places the organism in Eukaryota, Metazoa, Chordata, Testudines, Dermochelyidae. The record is from RefSeq and is a predicted model, not a curated record. Gene Ontology annotation, molecular function: chemorepellent activity; semaphorin receptor binding. The coding region runs from base 3097 to 5463 and encodes 788 amino acids.